ACGCUUUGCCGACUCCGCUGGCAAAAUUGUUCGUGUCCAUACACACUCACAUCUCUAGGACUCUUGGGCUACGUACUCCAUCGACACCCGACUGAUGCACCGGGCUCUGCACAUUUUCGAAAUCCUUCUGGAGAUCUUCGCGCACGUCAAUAAAAUCCAGGACUGGCAAUUGUCGCAUCGCGAGUAUGUAUUCACGCGGAAAAGUGUUGCAGCACUUGCAAGGACAUGCAAAACAUUCUACGAGCCCGCAAUGAAUGAACUUUGGGCUGAGAUGAAUGGGUUAACACCACUGUUAGGAUGUGUAACGAGGCUAUAUCCAAUGAUAUAUUGUAGUGGUAAAGAGUACCUCUGGUUUAAUCCCCCAGACUUUCGAGGCAUUGAACCAUUAUCGGAGAAUGAAGGUCGUCAAUUCUUGCGUCACGCCGCCCGUGUGCGUUCAUUGCACCUCAUGAUGAAAGACUACUAUUUUCACCUUUUCUCGGUCCUCAAGCGCACAGUGCCAUGCAUGUUCCCGAGACUGCUGUCGUUAUCGAAUCCACAUCCGAAAAUAUACUCGGAUAUAUUCCUAUCCCCGACGCUGCGUCGUUGUGAACUAUGUGUCACUUAUCCGGAUUUGAAAGUUAUUGCGACCCGUUGUGCUACAUUGGAGCGCAUAUACAUCGAUACCCCUUUGGAGAGCAGAUACGUCGAUGAGAAGAUAGCAGAGGAACUGUCCCUGCUGUCUGACUGUCUCUGCUUGUGCAAGCGGAUUGCAACUCUUUCUUGUCCAUCCCUCGAUUUUGCUGCAUGGGAGCAUCUCUCCAACCUCCCUACCAUUCUCAGAGUCACAAUUCGUGGGGCAAAGAUAGAUCCUCCCCCAUUGGACCUCAGCGAUAAUAUCAGAUUCGGGCAUUUUCUCAAUCUCACAGCUCUUUCUUUUUCUGUAAACACAGAUACAUACGCCACGGCACUCAUGCAACACUCAGAAUUCCCAUCGCUGAAAAAGUUCGAGAUGCGUGUCGAUCGUUUUUCUUGGGCAGAGGUUGAACGGCUCGUUCGCGUGCUGUCCCAGCGCAAAGCAUGCCAGACCCUUGAACAUAUUGAGAUUCGCUGCAGCCGCAGUUCAGGAGUCCACAAUCCGCCGGGCAGCUCAUUGACAAUCACACACUUCCGUUGUUUCACACAGCUUCGAAGUCUGCGGCUCGACAUUCCUCUUUGCUGCAUCCACCUUGACAAUGUCAUUCUUUUGGAAGCCAUGUCAAGUUGGCCGCAUCUCCGCGUUCUGUCAUUAAAAGACAAUCGUCAGACUCGCGGUACCAUUACAUUCCGCGGAUUGUUCGCAGCGCUCCGUCAAUGCCCCCACUUACUUAGGCUCGAUUUAUGGAUAGACGCAGUAAAUAUCAUUUCCAUAUACAUCCCUACAAGAAUGGGAUGUGGAGUCCGCUCAGGUAAUGGAGGUUGAAGCUGUCGCUCGUAUUAUCUUCUCUAUGCUCCCUUGCGUACACACACUCUACUACAAAGCCAUGGCAAUGGACAGCAGACCCCCGUACGCGUGGCCCGAUGUUGAAAGGCAUCUCGACCAUCUCAAAUCUUCUGCGGUCCCUUAAUAUCGCAGGUGCAGGGAUCUGGGCUCAAGGUAUACGCAUCCCUAUGACGUUGCUAUCAAUACUUAAAAUAUGAAAGGUGGAGACGAGCAAGGGAGCUCUGUGAUGAC
Suillus clintonianus is the source of this 1693-nucleotide messenger RNA. RefSeq lists its product as uncharacterized. The transcript has 2 exons. The coding region runs from base 95 to 1441 and encodes 448 amino acids. NCBI's taxonomy places the organism in Eukaryota, Fungi, Basidiomycota, Agaricomycetes, Boletales, Suillaceae. The record is from RefSeq and is a predicted model, not a curated record.